This is a messenger RNA of Phascolarctos cinereus (koala), 3076 nucleotides long. It is a transcript of the gene SLC5A12, whose product is annotated as solute carrier family 5 member 12. Gene Ontology annotation, molecular function: lactate transmembrane transporter activity; symporter activity. NCBI's taxonomy places the organism in Eukaryota, Metazoa, Chordata, Mammalia, Diprotodontia, Phascolarctidae. Gene Ontology annotation, cellular component: extracellular exosome; membrane. The record is from RefSeq and is a predicted model, not a curated record. Gene Ontology annotation, biological process: sodium ion transport; transmembrane transport.
GGUUAUUAAUUUCUGAAUAUCUGAAUUCUUGUUUGUAGAAGAACGUACUUCAGUGGCUGCACUGAAAGCCCCAGGCUAAGGUCAGAUUUCAAGUUCUUGUCCUGGACUAUGACAAUGAUUAAAAUAUGCUUUGCGUUCCAUUUCUGAAAUGCUUCCUGAUCCAAAGAGUAUCCCCCGGAGCUCCAUUCAGUGCUUCUCUACCCUGGUGACUGUUAAGGUCUGAGUGUUCCUUCUCCUGGACAAAAGACUAAAUUUGUGGGCAUCAUCCCUGACGCUAUAUUCUUUGUAAGGACUGAACUCGGAGAAAACAUUUGCCCAGAACCAUGUCAGCAGGGCAGGCAAGUCCCCAGACAAAGAACUUUGAAGUUUGGGAUUAUGUUGUAUUUGCAGCUCUUUUUAUCGUUUCUUCAGGAAUCGGAGUAUUCUUUGCCAUAAAAGAAAGGAAGAAAGUGACUUCCAGGGAUUUUUUAGUAGGGGGCAAGCAAAUGAGCUGUGGUCCGGUGGCUUUGUCCUUGACUGCUAGCUUCAUGUCAGCAGUCACUGUCCUGGGGACUCCAGCUGAGGUCUAUCGAUUUGGGGCAUCCUUCCUGAUUUUCUUCUUUGCGUAUACAUUCGUCAUCAUCUUUACAUCUGAGCUCUUUCUGCCAGUUUUUUACAGGUCUGGGAUCACUAGCACUUAUGAGUACUUACAUUUAAGAUUUAACAAGGUGGUCCGGUAUGCUGCCACUCUUAUCUACAUAGUGCAGAUGAUCCUCUAUUCCGGAGUGGUGAUUUAUACUCCUGCUUUGGCGCUCAACCAAGUGACUGGCUUUGAUCUCUGGGGAUCUGUGUUUGCCACAGGAAUUGUCUGCACGUUCUAUUGUACUCUGGGAGGAUUAAAAGCAGUUGUGUGGACAGAUACAUUUCAAAUGGUUGUCAUGCUGGUAGGGUUCUUGACAGUUCUCAUACAAGGAACAACGUGCGGCGGAUUACAGAAUGUAUUAGAACAAUCAAAAAAUGGCUCUCGACUUGAAAUAUUCAGCUUUGAUGUGGAUCCAUUGAGGAGGCAUACAUUCUGGACAAUUUCUGUUGGAGGAACCUUUACAUGGUUAGGCAUCUAUGGUGUUAAUCAAUCCACGAUACAGAGAUGCAUCUCUUGCAAGACAGAAAAGCAUGCUAAGGUUGCUCUUUAUCUUAACUUAGUUGGUCUCUGGAUAAUUCUGUUCUGCGCAGUCUUUUCAGGCCUGAUCAUGUAUUCUUACUUCAAGAACUGUGACCCCUGGACCGCUGGCAUAAUCUCAGCACCAGAUCAGCUGUUUCCAUAUUUUGUAAUGGAAAUAUUUCCUUCAAUGCCUGGACUCCCUGGCCUAUUUGUCGCAUGUGCCUUCAGUGGAACCCUGAGCACAGUGGCUGCCAGCAUCAAUGCCUUAGCAACAGUGACUUUUGAGGAUUUCGUCAAAGGCUGCUUUCCCAACCUCUCGGACAAGAUGGGCACGUGGAUCAGUAAAGGCCUAUGCUUGCUAUUUGGAGUCCUCUGUACCUCCAUGGCCGUUGCUGCAUCUGUCUUGGGAGCAGUUGUACAGGCUUCCCUGAGCAUCCAUGGCAUGUGUGGGGGACCCAUGCUCGGCCUGUUCACUUUGGGAAUUAUAUUUCCUUUUGUCAACUGGAAGGGUGCCUUAGGGGGCCUCCUGACUGGAAUCAUCUUAUCAUUCUGGGUGGCUAUCGGGGGGUUUGUGUUCCCUGCUCCAGCAGCCAAGACCCAUCCUUUGGUUUUAUCAACAGAACAAUGCGUCCAACUGAACAUGACAGAAGCAUUACCCGCAACAUCUCCUCCAGCGAUGGUUGACAGACCAGCCCUGGCUGAGACAUGGUACUCGCUCUCUUACCUUUACUACAGUGCUGUGGGGUGCCUGGGAUGCAUCCUUGCUGGUUGUCUUAUCAGUUUCAUAACAGGUCCAGAGAAAGGCAAAAAUAUUCAACCACAAUUGAUUCGACCAGUGGGGAAUUUGUUUUGCUUUUGGUCUAAGAAAUACAAGACGUUAUGCUGGUGUGGAGUUCAACACGACAGUGAGACAAUUCUUGACAACCUUGAAAAUGAUACUGCCUGGAAACAAGGAACUGAAUCUGCCCUGAAGAAUGGGCUCAAGGACAGCCAGGACCAUCUUCCUGGCUAUAACCCUGAUGAGAAAAGUUAUACAAAUCUGGCUGCUGAGAAAGUCACCCAUUUCUAGGGACUAAAGACCCCCUCAUGACCCAACGCUUGUUUUUUCACUGCCGUCCUCGACACAGACACACAGGCGCAAACCUGCCUACAGAUAUCCCACUCCUCUUAAAACUACCAGUCUUGCUUUGGGGAUUCUAGCUGGUGGGUAGAAAAGUAUAGCAAUGCUGCACAUGUUUCAAAAUACAUGCUUAUGUUUAUUUAUGAAUACAAAUAAUGUAGAGAGGAGAUCCUUUUCCCAAGCAUGCUAUGCUUUCGAAGCUACCUUCUUCUAUACCCGCCACUCCCUUUGUGAUUACACCUCGAUUAAAGUUGGUUUGAGGUUCAUCAGAACCAUCAAAAUUGGAAGGAACUUAAAGGCAUCUUGCCCACCCCGCUAACAAAAUCCCUGACCAGCAGGCUAUAAGAGUCAGCUUUGAAGAAUUCCAGUAAGAGAACGCUCACGCCUCCAUGAGGCAACCCAUUCCACCACUAGACAGGUCUCAUUACUACCAAUCCUUCCCUUAUAUGAAGACAAAAUUUGUCCCACCACUUGGGUGUCACUUCCACACGAUGGCAUGGAGUGUGCUUUGGGGAGGGGGUUCUGGAUCUGGAGUGGGAGGAUGGGGCCCAAAUCCUGGCUCUUUCACUUACCAUCUGUGUGACUUUAAGCAAGUCAUUAAUCCUCCCUAAGCCUUGGUUUCCUCACUUGUGAAAAACAAGGGAAUCAAUAUAGACAAUCAUUAAGGUCUUUUCCAACUCUAAGGUGAUGAGGCUAUAACAACCCUUUCCAUAUUUUAAGCCUGGAAUCAUGCCUACUCCUCAGAUGUCUCUUCUCCAAAGUAUGCUAUUCCCAAUUUUUUACUACAUAAGGAGUUAGAAUCCAUCUCCUUAAUA